Molecule: messenger RNA, 2671 nt
Organism: Neoarius graeffei (lesser salmon catfish)
Lineage: Eukaryota; Metazoa; Chordata; Actinopteri; Siluriformes; Ariidae
Product: interferon-induced GTP-binding protein Mx1-like
Exons: 14
Coding region: 34-1932 (632 amino acids)
Biological process (GO): defense response to virus
Cellular component (GO): membrane; microtubule; cytoplasm
Molecular function (GO): GTPase activity; GTP binding; microtubule binding
Source: RefSeq, a predicted model, not a curated record
ACUUUGUGAAAUCAAGUUGCUGUACACAGCCAGAUGAUGGAGAGUGAACAAGGUAAUUAUGAAGAAAUUGCUUAUGCUGGUGAAAACAGUAAGCCAAUGGAAGGAGUCUUCCAUAACCAUUUAGAGGAGAAGGUUCGUCCUUUAAUUGAUCUGAUUGACUCCUUGAGACUAAUUGGUAUUGAAGAAGAUUUGGCUUUGCCAACUAUAGCUGUAGUUGGAGAUCAGAGUUCUGGAAAAAGCUCUGUGUUGGAAGCACUAUCUGGGGUGGCAUUACCCAGAGGAAGUGGUAUUGUGACAAGAUGUCCACUGGAGCUAAAGCUGAGGAAGAUUAAAUGUGGUGUUCAGUGGCAAGCCGUAAUAUCUUACAAUGAGCAGUUCAUUGAGUUUGAUGACCCAUCACUGGUUGAGGGUUACGUUGAGGCAGCCCAGAAUGAGCUGGCUGGAGAAGGUGUUGGAAUUUGUGAUGAACUCAUCACUCUGGAGAUCAUGGCUCCUGAUGUGUGUGACCUCACACUGAUUGAUCUCCCUGGGAUUGCCCGAGUUCCUGUAAAAGGACAACCUGAAGACAUUGGACAUCAGAUCAAAAAUCUCAUACGAAAAUAUAUAGAGAAGGAUCAAACUAUAAAUCUGGUUGUGGUCCCAUGUAAUGUCGACAUAGCAACAACAGAAGCUCUGAAAAUGGCACAGGAAGUGGAUCCUGAAGGGAAAAGGACAUUGGCUAUUCUUACAAAGCCAGACCUUAUAGACAAAGGAACAGAGAAGAAUGUAUUGGAAAUAGUCCGAAAUCAAGUCAUUCCCUUAAGCAAAGGAUAUGUCAUUGUUAAAUGCCGUGGCCAAAAGCAAAUUAAUGAUAAGAUCUCUCUGUCGGAGGCCACUCAAGUAGAGAGGGAAUUCUUCAGACGUCAUGAAUACUUCAGUUGCCUGUUGUAUGAGGAGAAAGCAACUAUUCAGUGUCUUGCCACCAAACUGACUCAAGACCUGGUUGAUCACAUCAAAAAAUCAUUACCUCUGAUCUCAGAGGAAAUAAAGAAGCAGCUGUGGAGCUUGAGAAAAGAGCUGAGUCAGUGUGAAGCUGGCCCACCACUGGACCCACACAAGAGGAAGAUCUUUUUUAUUGAUACCUUGACUAAAUUUAAUGAUAAGAUCAACCGCUUGGCAUCUGGAGAAGUGGUCAACAACGACAACUUGUUUGUAUUGCUUCGGUUUGAAUUCAAACAGUGGAAAGACCAUCUUGACAACACAAAGGCAUCAUUCCACAAAACGGUCCAGGAUGUGGUGAAUGAAUAUGACUUGAAGCACAGAGGACGAGAGCUACCUGGUUUCAGUGACUACAAAGUGUUUGAAAUGGUGGUGCAGAAGCUGGUGAUCCAGCUAACAGGACCAGCCAUUGACACACUCAGAGUCAUCAGAGACACCAUUCAGAAACAGUUUUCAGACGUGUCCAAAACCUGCUUCCUCAGCUACCCUUUCCUCCAGUGUGUUGCAACGAACAAGAUAGACAACAUUCAGUCAAAGCAGGAAGCCAAGGUGGAGCAGAGGAUCUUUGAACAGUUCGAGAUGGAGCAACUCGUUUACACUCAAGAUGGCAUCUACUUCAAUACCUUGAAUGAGACUCACUCUACUGAGGGACAAAAGGCUUCAGAAGACAACUUUGCUGGGUUUGACAGCAGAAACAAAUAUCCUGAAAUGCUGCGGGCUUAUUAUGAGAUCGUGGUGCAGCGCUUGGCUGACCAGGUGCCCAUGCUGAUCAGAUAUUUCAUGCUUAAGGAAUCUGCUCAGCUGCUGUGCAGGGAGAUGCUGGGUUUAAUGGAUGGUGCCAACGUGGCUGAUGCUUUGCGUGAAGAGUCAGAUGUCAGCAGACACCGCAUUGACAUACAGAACCGCACAGACCGUCUUACACUUGCUCAAGAGAAACUCAGCGGCUUUGUUUGAAUCCAGGGGAUCACCACAUAGCAGGGUUUUACAUCCUGUCUAAUUUAGCACCUGAUUUAACCUAUCAGCUAACUACCUUUGUCUGAAUGUGGUGAAUGCUAAUCUUUGUAGGUUAGUGGCCCUUCAUGACUGACAUCACUGAUCUACACAAACAGCUUUUAUAUUUUACAGAAGAGGCCUUUGUCCAUUCAUCCAUCCAUUAUCUGUACUGCUUAUCUGCCAGGGUCUUGGGGGAAGCUGGAGGCAAACCCAACUGAGUUCGGGCAAAAGGCAGGGUACACCCUGGGCAGGUCGCCAAUCUAUUGCAAGACUAACAGAGACAAACAACCAUUCAAACCUAUCGCCAAUUUAGGGUAGCCAGUUGACCUAAUCCACAGCACCUGGAGAAAAUCCACACAGGCACAGGAAGAACAUGCAAACUCUGCACAGAAGGGCCCCAGUCCCCAAUCAUGGCUGUUCUGAAAAUUAUCAGAAAGAACUUGACAAAAUAGUUGAGUGUUCAGAAAUGUUUUCUGGCUUUUCCUCUUACCUUUAAUGAUGUACUUAUAUGACAAAUAAGAUUUAAUUUAGAAGAAAACUGCUAUGUGGUCUAGGGUGUACCCCACCUCUUGCCCAAUGUUAGCUGGGAUUGGCUCCAGCUCACCCGCAAUGGAUAACACUUAUUGAAAAUGAAUGUACACUGUUCAAAGUGAUGACUUAACUGUGUAGGCCUCAUUUAAUUAAAAAAAAAAAUUCAAAU